Anoplophora glabripennis (Asian longhorned beetle) is the source of this 1974-nucleotide messenger RNA. RefSeq names its product dihydrolipoyllysine-residue succinyltransferase component of 2-oxoglutarate dehydrogenase complex, mitochondrial. The record is from RefSeq and is a predicted model, not a curated record. The transcript has 8 exons. Bases 139 to 1581 code for a protein of 480 amino acids. Gene Ontology annotation, biological process: tricarboxylic acid cycle. Gene Ontology annotation, molecular function: dihydrolipoyllysine-residue succinyltransferase activity. Gene Ontology annotation, cellular component: oxoglutarate dehydrogenase complex. NCBI's taxonomy places the organism in Eukaryota, Metazoa, Arthropoda, Insecta, Coleoptera, Cerambycidae.
AUUGACAUCUACAUUUUAACUUUAACACAGAAUACAGAAUGCAUGCUCACUUUCAGGUGACAGCAUAUGAAUAGGUGUUCAGCCCCUUGAAAAAAAAGUACUUGGGAACCGGAGGAUUUCCUAGUCCUCCCUUAAAAUAUGUCAAAAAUGUUGUCAUUAGCCACAAGGACCAUACCCCGUUCUGUAAUUAGAACAUUAACUAAUUAUUUGGAAAGAAGCAUAUCAGAGGUACCUUCGAAGCGAAGGAUAGUUUGUCAAGGGGCUGGCGUAGUAUGUAAAUAUAGUGUAAAAGUAAAUAAUGGAGUUUUAUCAAGAGCUCAGAAAACUGUUACAUGUCAAAGUGAUAGGUAUUUCAGGACAUCAGGGGCUCUUCUUGACAGUCAGGUCGUAAAAUGUCCACCUUUUCCAGAGUCUGUCUCUGAAGGUGAUGUAAGGCUUGAAAAAAAAGUUGGCGACCACGUCGGACUCGAUGAAGUGGUAAUGGAAAUCGAGACGGACAAAACGGCAAUGCCAGUGCAUUCGCCAGGUGCCGGCAUCAUCGAGGAAAUUCUAGUCAAGGAUGGUGACACCGUCAAGGCGGGUCAGCCACUGUUCAAGUUGAAUGUUACCGGCAAGGCUCCUCCUGAGGCUGCUCCUAAGGCAGCACCACCCCCGGCUGCUCCCAAGGUUGAGGCCACCCCACCUUCAAAGCCUGCCGCAGCGGCACCACCACCACCCCCACCUCCACCACCAAAACCGGCGGCGCCCCCCACAGGAGCUCCCCCACCACCCAAACCUCCACUCACUUCGAUACCCGUGGCGGCGAUCCGUCACGCUCAAUCCCUGGAAGCAGCCGUCGUCAAGUUACCACCGCAGGAUCCCACGAAGGAAAUCACCGGCACCCGCACCGAGCAGAGGGUGAAAAUGAACAGGAUGAGGCUGAAGAUCGCGUCGCGGUUGAAGGAGGCCCAGAACACUAACGCCAUGUUGACCACCUUCAACGAAAUCGAUAUGUCGAGUAUUAUGGAUUUCCGUAAACAGAACCUGGAGGCCUUUCAGAAAAAGUACGGGCUGAAGCUUAGUUUCAUGUCCGCUUUUUUGAAGGCCUCGGCUUACGCCCUACAAGACCAACCAGUCGUGAACGCUGUCAUAGACGGCGGCGACAUCGUCUACAGGGACUUCGUGGAUAUUUCUGUGGCUGUGGCAACGCCUAAGGGUCUGGUGGUACCGGUGAUCCGUAACGUCGAAAGGAUGAAUUUCGCCGAUAUCGAGCAGGCCAUGGCCGUUUUGGCCGAUAAGGCGAGGAAAGGUCAGAUAGCGAUCGAGGACAUGGAUGGCGGUACUUUCACGAUCAGUAACGGUGGAGUGUUUGGUUCGCUUUUAGGCACGCCGAUUAUUAAUCCCCCACAGUCGGCCAUCUUGGGAAUGCACGGCAUCUUCGAGAGGCCCAUAGCGUUAAAGGGACAGGUUGUGAUUCGACCGAUGAUGUACGUAGCCCUGACUUACGACCACCGGCUUGUUGACGGUCGCGAAGCCGUAAUGUUCCUAAGGAAGAUCAAGCAAGCGGUGGAAGACCCCCGCGCCAUAUUAGCGGGUCUGUAACCGCCCGAUGGGUCCGUAAAAGACAAACCGUUACACGUCACCUAAAAAAAAAAAUCUGUCGUUCUUUUAAAGAAUAGGAGAGGUACCAUUCAGUUUUGUAGAAAGAAAAUCGCUGAUUUUUGCGAGUCUCGGACACUUCAUGCACUUCGCUCCUCAGUUGCGGAAAGUGUAAAUUAAGUAAUAUAUAUUGUAAAGUAUUGUGUAUUUAAAAUUUUUCUCAACUGGGUGUAUUUUAAAUAUAUUUUUUUUCAAAUGUCGCUUUUAAACUGUUCACUUUAUAUGGAGUUUAUUUAAAAUAAAAACAUGGUUUUUCAUGUUUCGAUAUUACAGUGUAGGUGUAGCCUACAUGUGGAUUAUUGUAUUAUUUAUUGUUAAAUAUAAAGUUUUAGAGAA